Pelobates cultripes (western spadefoot toad) is the source of this 1018-nucleotide messenger RNA. NCBI's taxonomy places the organism in Eukaryota, Metazoa, Chordata, Amphibia, Anura, Pelobatidae. The record is from the annotation of a GenBank genome assembly.
AUGAAUGGCAUUAAUAUGGAGGAGAUACCGUUUCAGAAAAUUAAAACCAGAAGAAAGAAGUGCCUCUGCUCAUCCGCCCCUCCAUUGGAUAGCAUCGUAUGCGAAGAUGAAUUUGAUUGCAAAGAACUGGAAUCCCUCUUUCAAAAUUACAACCUCAAGCUGGAGCAAACUUCUACAUUGAAGGCACUUGCCCUUCUGAUCGUCAUGACAGCGACUUUGACGCUCGUAGAGCUAAUGUCUGGUUCUAAUUUGACAAUCUCCAAAGGCUCUCACCCAGUACACUGUAUUAUAUUUGUUUCUCUUUUCAUAGUCACCAAUGUCAAGUACCUACAGGUCACUCAGCUGCAGCAAAUAGUUAAACUUACCUUACUCUUCAGUUUUACUUUCUCUUUUCUCUGUUGUCCUUUCUCUCUGGGAACCUAUGGCUUCGAAUCUCCUGCUUCAUCGGAGAACGGAAUGUGGCAACUAAUGCUUUUGACAUUUGUGUCCUAUGCCCUUCUUCCAGUAAGGACCCUCAUGGCGAUAGCUUUUGGUCUUACGGUCUCCAUUUCACACAUUAUUGUUACAGCCUCGUCUGUCAACCCAAAAAGACAAAAGCUGUGGAAAACGGUAGGAGUAUUUUAUUCCCAUCAUUAUUUUAAAUGGUAUUUUAACUAACGAAUUGCAAAUUCUAAAUACACGUUUAAGCAAGCUGUAAACUGUAAAUAAGCACUGCAUAACUAUUCUGGUCAGCUGAGAAAUCAUGACCAUUGCAAAAAAUAUAAGAAAUUACAAACUUAAAAUACACUCAGAUUAAUAGACAUAUAAAAGAAAAAAUGCACAAGACUGUACAUGAACAUAAAAGGCUUCAACUUUAUUGUAGGGUUUAAAAUAAAUAAUACAUAUUUCUUAAGAAGUCAAAUACAUUCUUCAACCUUUCAUUAAACUUUAAAACCAUGAUAUAUCAUUACAGUCAACCUUAUCAGCCCGACUGUUACCAAAACUCCUCUAUCUAUCCCACACAGUGCCAUACCCUUAA